CUUCAAUACAGCUUGAGAAGUUUACAACAUGUCUACGGUCGAGAGACUAGACAGGCCCAGUACAUACUACUCCGCAAGGAAGAAGCGGAAGUACGGUCGAGAUCAGCCUGAAGAUGGCGACAAGCAAGCAGAACAAGACGACCUACUGAAAGAUGCCACCACCCUCUACGUGGGGAAUUUGUCAUUUUACACCACUGAGGAGCAGAUCCACGAGCUGUUCUCGAAGUGCGGCGAAAUUAAACGUCUCAUCAUGGGCUUGGACCGUUUCCAGAAGACGCCCUGCGGCUUUUGCUUUGUGGAGUAUUACACACAUCAAGAGGCACUGGAUUGUAUGAAGUACAUCGGUGGCACCAAGCUCGACGAACGCGUCAUCAGAACCGACCUCGAUGCCGGAUUUCAAGAGGGCAGACAGUACGGCCGCGGCAAAUCAGGUGGGCAGGUCAGGGACGAAUACCGAGACGAAUUCGACCCUGGAAGAGGAGGCUAUGGUCGGGCGAUUGACGCAGAAAGAAAGAAGGAGGAAGAAGAAUAUGGUGGGGGCAGAUGAUGAACCUCUCCAAUAUGUGCGGGACCUCUAUCCAAAGUGCUGGGCUCAUGAAACUCCGUUUGCCGUACCGACCGCAUCCAAGACUUGCCUUAGCCACCAAACAUGGAUCCGGAUAUCUGAGGUCAAUUCAGGGUGGAAGCUGGUACCGAAGACAUUGCCUUGCUUGACGGCAAUGAUAUCUCCCACUUCCUCACCAGCGUGUACUUCAGGCCCCAUGCCAGCUGCCUUCUUCAAGCGACCAGGCAACUUUCCCAUGAUAUCAACAUGAGAGCUCAUGGCCUGGCGGGCGUGGUCAUCUUUGGCCGAUUUGUAUGGGGCAACGACCGUCUCGGCCAGUUGUUGUUCGCCCUUCUGGAUUCCUUCCACAUUGGGAAGGAUCUUUUCGACAACGGGAGCGCGAAUGAAGACGCCGGGAAAGGGCGUCUUGUCGACUGCGCCAUUGUUUUGCAAGAAGGGCAAGUCAAGAUCGGCUUGGAAGCUUUCUACCUGUCGUCCAAAAUGAUUUCGGUUCACCCGUACAUCCAGGCCCCCAAUCAAGUCCUGGCCGCCUUUCUUAGUAGCAUUAGCCGCCUCAGCGAGCAGAAUCAAGCCGGCGCAGGUUCCCCAAGUUGGUUUACGGUUGACUCUGGCGAGGAUAUGAGUCAGUCAUCAUAUCGGCAUCUGGGGAGAUAAGAGGUGUUAGUCUCACUUGACGAAUUCCCUCAACGGUUCCAGCAGACCGGACUGAGCGGCGACGAGGGAAAUGGUCGUACUUUCGCCGCCCGGGAUGAUCAAGGCAUCACAACGAGCCAAGUCUUUGGCGUUUCUGACUUCUGUAAACUCGAAAGAAGCCGCAGUGUCCUCGCGGCGCAAGUAAUCCGCCGCUCUUUGCAGCAGGACCAGAUGUUCUAAAAAGGCGCCUUGCAGGGCCAGCACGCCGACGGUGAUUGUCAUUGACACCUCAUGUACGAGGGAGCGGGAGUCGACGGAGAGAGCGAGAGGACGAGAUAUCGAGAGGCAGGCGAUAUGGGAGAUAUGAAGCGGGUGGAACAGGCGUCUGGACGAUAGGAGCAGCGAAUAAUAUGAUGGUCUUCUCGCCGUAGUCCGCUGCCAGUCAUGUUCGUAUGGGAAAAAUUCAACGAU
Messenger RNA from Cladophialophora immunda, 1669 nucleotides. RefSeq names its product nuclear cap-binding protein subunit 2. Gene Ontology annotation, cellular component: nuclear cap binding complex. The record is from RefSeq and is a predicted model, not a curated record. Gene Ontology annotation, molecular function: RNA cap binding. Lineage: Eukaryota; Fungi; Ascomycota; Eurotiomycetes; Chaetothyriales; Herpotrichiellaceae. The coding region runs from base 29 to 547 and encodes 172 amino acids. The transcript is spliced from 3 exons. Gene Ontology annotation, biological process: mRNA cis splicing, via spliceosome.